AUGAAGGCCUCUCUUUUCCUUGCCUGCUCGGCCUUGGGCCUUGCUUUGGCCACUCCCACCCAGGACGCCCCUGAGACUGUCAACAACCCCCUCGGCGUCGUGUACCAGGCCAAGUUGCCCGAGUCCAGCAGAACCGGUAUCAGAGGAACUAUCAAUGCUACUGCUCAUAGUUCCGGCAGAGGUGUUGUGUUUACUCUCGAUCUCUGGGGCUUCGACAUGACAGAGGGUCCAUUCCCAUACCACAUCCACGUCGAUCCAGUCCCAACAAAUGGUAGCUGCGGACCAACCCUCGACCAUCUUGAUCCCUUCAUUCGUGGCCAGACACCUCCAUGCGAUGACACUCUUCCUCAGAGCUGCGAGGUAGGAGACCUCAGCGGCAAGUACGGCAGACUCAGGACCUCUAGCAUGGAGGAACACUUCCACCAGAAGUUCCAUGACCUCUACACCUCUACUAAGUCUGGCCUGGGCACUUUCUUCGGAAACCGUUCCAUUGUCAUCCACGCUAAGAACAGUACGCGCCUCACCUGCGCCAACUUCACCCUCGUCGAGCAACCAGGCACCUCCACUAGUUAUGUGCCUCGUCCUACUGGCACAGCUGGCACAGGCAUCAUCUCUAGCAUUUUCCCUACUGGUACUGGAGCUAUCAGCACCAGCGGUCACCCUCCUACAGUCUCUGCCACUUACACUCCAACCCCUACUCCUUCUCCUCCAGCCCAGAAUAACGGAGCAGGACGUCUCGUUGGCUUCUCCCUUGGCGCUAUCAUGGCUGCCUUGGUCCCUUUGGCUGUGUAG
Molecule: messenger RNA, 792 nt
Organism: Trichophyton rubrum CBS 118892
Lineage: Eukaryota; Fungi; Ascomycota; Eurotiomycetes; Onygenales; Arthrodermataceae
Exons: 2
Coding region: 1-792 (263 amino acids)
Biological process (GO): superoxide metabolic process
Molecular function (GO): metal ion binding
Source: RefSeq, a predicted model, not a curated record